This is a messenger RNA of Triticum dicoccoides, 937 nucleotides long. Its product is annotated as protein GDAP2 homolog. The transcript is spliced from 3 exons. The record is from RefSeq and is a predicted model, not a curated record. Lineage: Eukaryota; Viridiplantae; Streptophyta; Magnoliopsida; Poales; Poaceae. Bases 155 to 781 code for a protein of 208 amino acids.
CAACGCGCCGCGCCGCGCCAUGCCACCGUCCUACGUCAGCCCACUCGCACCGGAUCGCCAUUUAAACGCCGCACCUUUUGCUCCAAGCUCCGCAGUAGAGUUCUCAAAAAAAGAAAAGCUCUGCAGUUAGGCGCGCGCACACACAACACACAUCAUGGUGGGUACCGUUGCCAAGGACGUGACGACCGAGCCGGAGCUGCUGCUGGAGCGCAGCCGGGCGAUCACCGUGCAUGGCAGCGACAAGGAGGGCCGCGCCGUCGUCAGGAUCGUCGGCGAGUACUUCCCCGCGCGCGCGCUGGGCGGGCGGGCGGAGGAGGCGCUCAAGGCGCACCUGCGGAAGCGGGUGCUCCCGGAGGUCGGGGAACGGGAGUUCGUGGUCGUGUACAUGCACUCCCUCGUCGACCGCGGCGACAACUUCCCCGGCCUGGGCGCCAUCCGCGCAGCGUACGAGUGCCUGCCGGCCGCGGCCAAGGAGAGGCUGCGCGCCGUCUACUUCGUGCACCCCGGCAUCCAGGCCCGGCUCUUCUUCGCAACCUUCGGCCGGUUCCUCUUCAGCUCCGGGUUGUACGAGAAGCUGAGGUACAUGAGCAGGCUCGAAUACCUGUGGGCGCACAUAGACAAGGGGGAGCUGGAGGUCCCGGAGUGUGCGCGCCGGCACGACGACGAGCUGGAGCGCCGCCCGCUCAUGGACUACGGAAUCGAGGCGGCCGACCGCUGUUCCGUGUUCGACGCCGCGUCCAUGGACACAUCGGCGUCCCUGCGCUCGCUGCGUUGCUCCUAGCGGGCACCGUGUGAUCGGCCGUCCGGUUGUAGUUUAGCAGGCCUCUUGAUGUUUGUUUGUAAUCUGUACGUACAAAUUAGUAGUACUAGUGUAAAUAAUAAGAAAUAUAUAUAAUAAAGUGACCGAUAAUUCAAAACCGGCUCGGUUAUUCCGCUA